Molecule: messenger RNA, 640 nt
Organism: Adelges cooleyi (spruce gall adelgid)
Lineage: Eukaryota; Metazoa; Arthropoda; Insecta; Hemiptera; Adelgidae
Product: COX assembly mitochondrial protein homolog
Exons: 3
Coding region: 171-542 (123 amino acids)
Cellular component (GO): mitochondrion
Source: RefSeq, a predicted model, not a curated record
AAAAAAUGAAAAUUCAAAAACUACUAACUAAAUGGCAAAUGCAAUAGAAUUAUUAUAAAAUCGUUGAUGGUUAUGGAUUUUAGUUUGCAUUGAAUUAAUAAAUUUACUAUAAAAUUUUAUUUUAACAAAAAUAUGUAUAUAAACUAAUCGUCUACAGUCGAAUACCCGUGAUGUUUAAUAGUUCAGAAAAGACAGAAACUAGAAAGUCUCGAUACUCUGGUGGUCCUCAUGGAUUGGGAGAUCCUGAUGAUUACAGCCUACGAAAAAUUGAGCAAAAUGUAUUAAUUCCUAAAAUAGUACGCGAAAAAGCAAAGUAUGAAAAAUGUGCUGAACUAAAUAAAGCAUUUGGAGAUUGCUGUUUAGAUACUGGGAUUUUAGCAUUUUACAAAUGUAAACCUCAAGUGAAACAGUUAAACGCUUGUAUGGGACAAUGGUUCAACGAUGAAACAUUCAUUAAAGAAUGUCGUGAAAAUUACAUUGUUGAACGAAGAGAAUAUAGAUUGACCGGGAAGAAGAAAGAUGAACAGAAAAUGAAAAGUUAACUUUUGUUAGAAGUUAUAAUGUAGUAAUAAAAUUUGUACAUUUUGAUUGUUUAUCAAAAAAAAACAUUGAAGCUAAAAAAAAAAUAACCAAUAAAUUU